AUGCGUUACACAGCAGCAGCAGCGCUGGCUAUUGCCGCUGGGCCCUUUGUGAGGGCAGACAGUACUCCCUGGGGUGUCGCAUACGGCAAGGCACAGGCAGCACUGGCAAAGCUGACUCUUCAAGAUAAAGUCGGCAUCGUGUCUGGCGUUGGCUGGAACCAGGGGCCCUGCGUUGGAAACACGUCUCCAGUCUCAAAGAUUGGCUAUCCUUCGCUAUGUCUUCAAGAUGGACCCCUCGGUGUUCGAUUCUCAUCCGGCAGCACUGCGUUCACACCAGGUGUUCAGGCCGCCUCAACUUGGGAUCUAAACCUAAUCCGCGAACGUGGACAAUUCAUCGGACAAGAAGUUCGAGAUACGGGAAUUCACGUCACUCUCGGCCCCGUGGCUGGACCUCUGGGAAAGACGCCUCAGGGAGGCCGCAACUGGGAAGGCUUCAGUGUUGAUCCGUACCUCACAGGAUUGGCCAUGGCUCAGACAAUUAACGGCAUUCAGUCGGUGGGAGUGCAGGCCACAGCUAAGCACUACAUCCUUAAUGAACAAGAACGCAACCGAGAGUCAAUGUCGAGCAAUGCCGACGACCGCACUCUUCACGAGCUUUAUGCUUGGCCUUUUGCCGACGCUGUGCAGGCAAAUGUCGCCUCGGUCAUGUGCUCUUACAACAAGAUCAACACAACUUGGGCGUGUGAAGAUAAGAACACGCUGCAAACUCUGCUGAAAGACCAGCUGGGAUUCCCAGGAUAUGUCAUGACAGACUGGAACGCUCAACACUCGACGGUGCAGGCCGCCACUGCUGGGCUCGAUAUGUCGAUGCCCGGCACUGAUUUCAACGGCAACAACAGGCUCUGGGGCCCAGCUCUCACCAACGCAGUCAACAGUAACCAGGUGCCCUCGAGCAGAGUUGAUGAUAUGGUGACGCGAAUCUUGGCCGCGUGGUAUCUUACAGGCCAAGAUGCGUCAGGCUAUCCGUCGUUGAGUCUCAGCAGGAAUGUUCAGGGAACCCAUAAAACCAAUGUGAGAUCGAUUGCCAGAGACGGCAUUGUUCUCCUCAAGAACGACGGCAACAUCCUGCCGCUGAAGAAGCCCGCGAGCAUUGCCGUCAUCGGGUCUGCCUCUAUCAUUGGUGCUCACGCCAGCAAUUCAGGCUCAUGCGGUGAUAAGGGCUGUGAUAACGGCGCUCUGGGCAUGGGCUGGGGUUCCGGUGCCGUCAACUACCCAUAUUUUGUAGCGCCAUACGAUGCCAUCAACACUAGAGCCACCUCUCAAGGCACCAGAGUUACGUUGAGUAACACAGAUAACACCUCUUCGGGUGCAUCCGCAGCAAGCGGAAAGGACGUCGCAAUUGUCUUCAUCACUGCCGACUCAGGCGAAGGCUACAUCACCGUGGAGGGCAACGCUGGUGACCGCAAUGAUUUGAAUGCCUGGCACAACGGGAAUGCCCUGGUUCAAGCAGUGGCAGGUUCCAACCAAAACGUCAUUGUUGUCGUUCACUCCGUCGGCGCCAUCAUCCUAGAGCAGAUCAUUGCUUUGCCCCAGGUCAAGGCCAUCGUCUGGGCAGGACUCCCUUCUCAGGAGAGUGGCAACGCUCUUGUCGAUGUGCUAUGGGGAGAUGUCAGCCCCUCUGGCAAGCUCGUGUACACUAUUGCAAAGAGUCCAAAUGACUACAACACACGCAUUACUUCCGGCGACGACAGCUUCAGCGAAGGACUCUUUAUCGACUACAAGCACUUUGACGACGCAGGUAUUACGCCUCGGUACGAGUUUGGCUUUGGACUAUCUUACACCAAGUUCAACUACUCUCGCCUCUCCGUCUUGUCUACUGCAAAGUCUGGCCCCGCGACCGGAGCAGUAGUACCCGGAGGCCCAAGUGACCUGUUCCAGAAUGUCGCAACCGUCACCGUGGACAUUACAAACGCCGGUGCAGUGACUGGAGCUGAAGUUGCUCAGCUGUAUCUCACCUACCCAUCUUCAGCGCCCAGAACACCGCCUAAGCAGCUGCGUGGCUUUGCGAAGCUGAGCCUCACGGCAGGUCAGACUGGAACAGCAACGUUUAAUAUUCGAAGACGGGAUUUGAGCUACUGGGAUACUAGCUCGCAGAAGUGGGUGGUGCCGUCGGGAUCGUUUGGCAUCAGCGUGGGAGCAAGCAGCAGGGAUAUCCGGCUGACGGGCAGCCUGUCGGUAUCAUGA
Molecule: messenger RNA, 2184 nt
Organism: Trichoderma breve
Lineage: Eukaryota; Fungi; Ascomycota; Sordariomycetes; Hypocreales; Hypocreaceae
Product: fibronectin type III-like domain-containing protein
Exons: 3
Coding region: 1-2184 (727 amino acids)
Biological process (GO): glucan catabolic process
Molecular function (GO): beta-glucosidase activity
Source: RefSeq, a predicted model, not a curated record